Geodia barretti is the source of this 561-nucleotide messenger RNA. NCBI's taxonomy places the organism in Eukaryota, Metazoa, Porifera, Demospongiae, Tetractinellida, Geodiidae. The record is from the annotation of a GenBank genome assembly.
AUGGCCCUGCACUACUCAGUGCAGGGGCUUACCCAGCUGUGGGGUUACGACCUACUAGAAGACUAUGCUCCUCCGGGCUACAUUGUCUACGUCGUUCUACUCCACCCAAAGAGCCGUGGAUCCGUUCGACCAGACCCUGUUCGGGGACCGCUGGAGGACCCUUUUAUUACACCUUAUUAUCUCUCUCAUCCAGACGACGUGGACAAACUGCUAAAGGGAAUAAGACUAGUUCAGAGACUCGUGAAUACGAGCUCAUUUGAUGGGAUUCGGGGUCGUCUCCUUGCGGCCAACGCAGUGAGCCCCCAUCCAUAUGACACGGACAAGUUCUGGCAGUGGUACAUUCGACAGAGUACAAUGACCCUCCAUCAUCCAGUUGGAACGUGCAGAAUGGGGUCGACCCAAGAUGCCACCGCGGUUGUUGAUCCUCAGCUAAGAGUAAAAGGUGUCAAGAACCUGCGGGUGGUGGAUGCCUCUGUGAUGCCCGAGAUAGUGUCUGGGAACACAAAUGCACCAACUAUCAUGAUAGCUGAGAAAGCCGCAGAUUUCAUCAAGCGAGGAUAA